This is a messenger RNA of Bactrocera oleae (olive fruit fly), 6267 nucleotides long. RefSeq names its product Sin3A-associated protein 130 (gene Sap130). Lineage: Eukaryota; Metazoa; Arthropoda; Insecta; Diptera; Tephritidae. Gene Ontology annotation, biological process: negative regulation of transcription by RNA polymerase II. Gene Ontology annotation, cellular component: Sin3-type complex. The record is from RefSeq and is a predicted model, not a curated record.
AUUAAAAAAGAACAAAAUACAGUAUUUGUAUGAGAUCUUUCUAUUACCGGUUGCCCAAGUUAUAGCUCACUUCUUCUAGUUGUUUAACUUGAACUUUUGGAACAAAAUGUUAAAACUUACAUCCUAGCGAGAAAUAUUCAGCUCAGCCUUACACUAAAAUCUUUUAAAAAUUUAGUACCAGUAGUAGCUUAGACUCUAAAUUAGGAAAAAGUAAAUUUAAUUCUUUCUUUUGUCAUUUAAUUUCAAAAUAUUUUGAUACGAAUGCAUCGAAUGAAAACUAUUUACUGUGAAUUAAGGUUGCUAUUGUUAAAAAGUAUGGUAUGGUAGCUUUCUCACAAUCACAACAACAUAUAUUAUGAUAGGUUUUAUUAACAUCUUUUGAUCUUUUUCUUUUCCUUAGAUUUAACGUUUUUCUUUCAACGCGAAACGUUAGGAAAUGAUAAAUAUAAAUUCAUGCUUCUUCCAUCCGGUAGCACCAUUUGGCAAAUUUCACUUAUACCACUCGUUCCUCUUUGUAUGUUUCGUUUCAGUAUACGGCAGACAUUUUCAAACUACACACAUAGAAAAGUGACCGUAUGUAGACGAGGGAAAAGCUAAAAUUUUCCAAUUAAGAUUUCAGUAAUCAGUGAUAAUUAUAAAAUUCAACAAAUAUAGUGUUAAACUAACAUUUGCUGAAACGUUUAAAUAAAAGCAAGCAUUUUUAUCAAUAAAUAUACUGCGUUUUUAAAUAAAAUGAGUUCGGUGGAUGCGAGUGGUGGAACUGGUGGAGGUGGCGCACCUGGACCCGGAGGUAGCAGUGUAGGGGGUGGUGGUGGUGUUGGAAGUGGUGGGGGACCUGGAGGUGGAAAUUCAAAUGGAACCAUAAGCACCAAUUUGGCUGGUAUGGGAUCAACGCAGCCAACAACAGGAGAAGCACAAAAAAACAUAAAAACCCAUUUCAUACAACCUAACCUCAUUCAGCAAAUUGAACAACAUCAGGCACCAGUGCAUUCAACAGUGUCCGCUAUCCAAUCACCAAUGACAUCAACUAUUACGACUACAACAACUUCAAUUGCAAGACACCAACAACAAACGCACAAUCUUCCUAUACUACCCAAUCCCUAUACAACAAAAUCAUGUUCAAAUAAUUUACAAACUCCUCCCAUCCAUUCACCCGUACACACUGCACACUUACCUACAAGUGAUAUUCAUUCCCAUUCACACAAUCAAACCCAUGCUUACAGUCAAAGCCAUACUCAUCAAACACCCCUGCAGUUUAUUAAAACAGCACAAAUCCAUCCUUUUUCUUUUAAUCCAGUUUCAGCAAAAAUUUCACAUGGCAAUAUGGUGAAUACUGGCGCUACUGGCGGUAGCAACCUACAAAUUGGUAGUAACGUCGUGAGUGGCGUUAGCACUAUAAUGACCAGCAGUGUUUCAACAGCUGGAGGUAUUAAAAUGACUACAGCUGGUGGAGCUAUAGCGACAUCCAUUGGCGGAACACCUAUUGCCCUCAAUGUAGCACAAUCGUCUUCAGCUAUACGUACUAUCGGCGGUGGCGGACAAUCGACACAGGUGCGUGUUGUCAUGCCCACCAAUAUUAUACCGAUCAAACAAUUCGAAGGUGCCACAGGUGUUGGUCGUACGCAAAUUACAGCUAUACCAGCGGGGGUUACGGGCGUUACUUCUCGCACAGUGUCUAAUACAUCUAUAACUGUAACGAGGCCGGUCACGCAAACAACAUAUUUGCCGCGAGCGGGUGUAACAGCCACACAAAUGACAGCUGUGGGUUCGGGACAAAGGCUUGUAACACCAAUACGUACAGGACCGGGUUCCGGAUCAAUGGGUGCUGGUGCAACAGUUACGGGGCUAACAGCAGCAGGUGGCUUUGUGCGGGGUACUGCCACAACCGUCAAUCGUAAUACAUCAUCGCCAGCUACGUCAGUAAUUUCUCCGGCAACUAGUACGACUUGGAUGCAAACUAAUACGGGUGGACAAGUGCAACUUAUAAGAACCAUACCACAGCCAACACAAAAACGAAUAAUCACUGCGCAAGGCAUGACCACAACUAGUGGUGCCUACAGCAACACUGGUAUUAGCGGUGGCCUUGGAACAUCGGUUAGCGGUACAGUGCUUGCAAGCACGCCACCCACAGUUGUACAGACAGCUGGCGGCGGUCAAACGCAAACACAGCAAGGUCAAGGUGCACAAUCUACGAUACAAGCAGUGCCAUCAUCUGGAGUGGCACAUAGUCAGUCACAGUCACAGCAACAGCAAACGUACGUUGCUACAUUAGCUACUGUUUUGCCACCACGCCAACAUCAAGCCACAUUAGUUUAUUCAUCAAAUGUAGCGGCAACGUCACAACCCCACACGCAGCAAACGCAACAGUUCAAUCCGACACUAGCAGCUGGCCAGCGACUUGCUGUUGCUACACAGCUCUCUGGCGCAGGUACUUCCGUGGCCGGAACAACAUCACGACAAAUACGCCCAAUACCGAUACCGAAAUCUUUCUCCGCCGCCAAGUUGAACACGACUAGCAUAAGUAUACGUGCACCAAAUAUAACCUCUACAAUUCAACCGGUCGGUAGUGGUGGUGUGGUCGGUAGCGGUAUUAAUUCUGUGGUGGGGUCGGGCAAUACAACUGCUAGCAAUUCGCCACGCAAUACAACUAUGAGUGGCGUAACUACAGGUGUUGGCAACAACGUCAUACCGACAUCGAAUUUACCUACCACUCGCAUAAUUCAGUUGCAACAACAGCCGGGAAGUUCUACACAGCCUAUAAUUGGCUCAACGGGUCGCAUUUCGGGUAAUGUCAUGUUCCAGCCCAUCAUUGUCAAUACAUCAGGAACUGGGAAACUCGUAUCUGGUCUACGGCAACCGGUCUCGAUGACUGCUAAACCUUCACUGACCAUAACACCAUUCGGUUUGGGUAAGUUACCCACGGCCGGCGGAGGCAAUGCUACGCAAAUAGGCGUCAAUUUACCGCCACAACAGAACGUAACAACGAGUAUACAAUCAACGUUAGGCGGUAAUAAUAGCGGUGGCGCUAGUGGCGGCAACUGUUCACCUGCUUUAUCUUCAACUACGCCCACUUCAAGUUGCGGUGGCGUUACAAAUCUAUCUACAGCACAACUUGUGAACGUUUCGCAGGCAGCAGCAGCAGCUGGCCAACUGUUAACCACACAGAACAUUGUUUCAUCAGGCGCCGGUGGUGGCACCACAGUUCUGCCAUUAGCCAUAACGACACGCGGUAGUAAUAUUCUAACAGGCACCAUAACCCCACUGAAGAAUGCUGGCGCUAUAACCGUGGGAAAAGUGAUGAGUGCAUCUAAUACAAGCAAUUUGGAUAACAACAGCGUUUCAAGUGGCGCUAGUAUUAUAACAAGCAGCGCUGGACCACCAAGCGUUUACAUACAUCAAGCGAACACAGCGCAGCGCACGCAUGCCACAAAUUUACAUGCGGCUUCGUCAACUUCAAGCAACAAUACUACAGUGCUCACUGCAGGUGGUGGUGGUGGUGGUGUUGGUAGUGGCGGCAGUAUACCCACCUCAGCUGGUGCGUUUUUGCCACCAGGCGGCACUAUUUAUUAUGAAUCUGUGCCUGCUAGUUCAGUACAAGUGUCCACUGGUGUCCUAUCGCUCACAACCACCACAGCAACAAGCAGCACUUUGCCAAUAACGCAAAAUCAAUUGGUGAAUGCGGUGUCCGCCUCCAAUUUGGCAAUUUCAUCAUUACCCUUCGCUGCAUCUGCAGCUUCGCACGCUGCAAAUUCAACGGCCACAUUUACUGUGGUGCCAUCAACAGGAGGACGUUCCAUCGGUCAAUUACAAAUACCGGUUUCCAGUGCGGCAGGCUCCCAAAUUCAGGCUGUGCCGCUGCGUUUUAGCGCACAAUUGCCUGCAGCUCCUCAGGGUGUCGCCAAUGCCAGUUCCUCCAAUACAAUAUCAGCUGAUUCGAUUUCCGUGUCGCAAGCAACGCAACAAUUGUUGCAACACGGUGGUGUUACCAGUGGACAACAGCUUAUUAUACCAGCUUCAGUAGCUUCAGCCGGCCACCAUGUUGGCAAUAGCUCAACCACGGCAACACUAACUGGAGCGCAGGGUCAGCAUGUAGUAAUACCGCUGCAAACGUCGAUUAAAGUGACAGGUGGUGGUGCAGGUUCAACUGUAGUUUCCAAUUUUCUACGAAAGCGUGAUGCAGAUGGCUCUCCUAUACGCGCUGCAAAAAAUCUUGCACCUACAUUACUCUCCAUGGGCAAUAGUAGUGGAAAUGUUAGCGGUGUCUCCGUUCUAACCAAUGUCACGGGUUCGCCAGCCGCCUCUUCGGUGGGCAGCGCAUUCAGCAUCACGUCUGUGGCAUCAUCAGUAGCAUCCUCAAUGGGUUCGGCACAAACGACGACCUCAUCCACACUGACAACGGAGGCAUUGGCUAAGAAGGAUCGUGCGCAGGCCGCAGUGUCUAGUGGUGCCAUUGGCGGCCAGCGUGUGGCGCGUGGCGAGUCUCCUGCUUCAUCAGAUGGCUCGACAACGGUAUCGGCAAAUUCAUCACCGGGCGUAGAGCAACAAAUGCAAGAUGGUAAUAUGAUGAUGAUAAAUCAUAUUACACAAGGGCCAAACGAAGCCACACAUUUUAAUCCCAUCAAUGAGAUGUACGCAAAUCACCAUGGAAAUGUCAACGUACCACAUAACGUACUGUUGAGCGGUAUAUCUGUCACACCGAGCAGCUCACGCACAUCCUCGCUGGAUCAUCAUCCGCAAUUGCAUGUACCGUUGGCAACAAGUACUGCUCGUCUCAAUGGUGGGCCCGUUGAAUGUUCGACGCGCAAGCGAAACAGACGUUCAACCAAUGACAGUCAACUUUCGAGUCAUAGUCAAAGUUCACUUACUCUCCCACCACCAACAGCAACUGGGGUUGCCGCCAGCAAUAUGAGUAAUAGUAAUAAUAGCGGCAACAAUAGUCAUUAUGAGUUGUCGACUGCGACUGGCAACGGCGGCAUGUUGUUAGCACCAGUACACGGCUCAAUGGCGCCUGGCGCUGCUGGCAGUGCGGCAUCACACCAAUAUGAUGGCAGUAGCGCUAAUACCAACGCGAGCAAUGCCAAUGUUGUGCAUAAUAGCAGCGGCAACCAUAAAAAUAACAAUCUGCCGCCCACCACAGGCAAUAAGGAGAACGCCAAACCAACAGAGUUUACAUUACGACGACCGCGUAACUUCUCGCUGCUGCAUACUUAUAAGCAAAACUGGAAGACGGCCAACAAUCAUUUUCAGCGUUACACAGAUGUUAAACCGCGCGAAGAACGCCGGCCUACAGUUAUUGAUUUGGCCAAUCAGACGAAUGUUAUGGGCAAACUUAAUGGCUGGAAAAUCCACCAUUUGAGCUCGCAAAUGGAAGACUUGUGUGAGAACGAAUCGAAUGGACUAGAUCAACUCAAUAAUAUGUUGAAACAAAUGGAGACACAUGAAAAAAAUCCCGAAACCGAGCGCAUAAACGAAUUGUUGAAGGGCAACAUACAGCGCAGCAAAAUUAUUGUAGACGGCAUUCAUGAUGCACAAAGUCAGAUGAUGAAAAUUUUCGAACAUAAAUCGCACAUAUCGGACAUAUUGCAACGUUGCGCAUCAAAGCGUAAUUUCAAAAAGCGUGAAAAAUUUUAAAUAUUAUAUUAUAUUUAAAGCGGCAUUAGCAUUUGUAAAAAACUUAACGUUAUUUAAACAUAAAUUUAAGAAAUCUUAGUUUAUAAAGCAAUAUAAUAAUCAUUAAGUUAUACAUAAAACAACUGCUGUACGAUCUUUAUAAAUGUACAUAUAUAUAUAUACAACCGCAUUAUUUAAUUAUUAUCAUUUUUUUUAAUGAAAGAUUGCAAAUCAAGCGUUUGUACAAAGAAAGCUUAUUGUACAUAAAUAUGUAUGUAAGAUACUCUGUCUGCGUGUUUACCAUUUUGCAACCAACUUUCGUAAAAGGCUAAAAAAUAUGCUUUUGUAUUAAUGCCUAAAACUAUAUGUUCUGUUAUACAAACCUAGAAUUUGCACAAAAAAUUAUUUAAGUUACUAGGUUUUUAAUAAAGAAAAUUGUAAAUUAGUCAAUAAGCUUAUCGCCUGUAAUUAAUAAAUAAUCUCUGCGGCCUACGAAAGCAAUCUGGAAAUAAAAACUUACAGCUAAUUGUAGAUAACAAAAAAUAUUUAUAUAUAUAUAUAUAUGUCGUUUUAAAAAUAAUAAACAGAAAAGGCCCCCAUAAAUUAAGUUGGAAAGUUUAUAGAGUUAAAUAAAUGUUACAAUUUUAAUUAAUUUAA